Messenger RNA from Postia placenta MAD-698-R-SB12, 723 nucleotides. RefSeq lists its product as hypothetical. Gene Ontology annotation, cellular component: membrane. Lineage: Eukaryota; Fungi; Basidiomycota; Agaricomycetes; Polyporales; Adustoporiaceae. Gene Ontology annotation, biological process: C-terminal protein methylation. Bases 1 to 723 code for a protein of 240 amino acids. The record is from RefSeq and is a predicted model, not a curated record. The transcript is spliced from 2 exons. Gene Ontology annotation, molecular function: protein C-terminal S-isoprenylcysteine carboxyl O-methyltransferase activity.
AUGCCCCUCAUUAAACUUCCUUUCCUUGCUAUCACCACACUAGGUAUCUACACUAAUUUCACACCGCCUCAGCCCAAGCCAGAUGCAAGCCUGCUGGCACCGAACAUGACUAUUUUCGAGCGAGCCUUCUCGGCGGUCGCACGGUUGUACAUGGGUAGCUUCAAGCUCCUGUUGUGUUCGGGGGUCGUGUUAGAAGCUGCCGUAAUAUUCGCCGCGAAAUACCCAGCCGUUCCCAUCUCAGGAGCGAUUCUCAAGCUCUUAGUCCACGGACCGCCCUCUCUCACAGCCAAAAUAGGUCUCUCCCCUGCGUUCUUGGUAGGUUUCAGCAUGGUGACGCUAGGAAGCUACACCCGAUACCGCUGUUACCGUGCCCUCGGCCAGUUCUUCACGUUCGAGGUCACCAUGAGCGGAAACCAUCGGCUCAUCACCGAUGGGCCAUACGCAUACGUCCGACACCCGUCAUAUACAAGUGCAGUUGUAACCGGCAUCGGCAUCGGUAUCAGUCUUGCCAGCGCUGGGUCGUGGUUUAGAGAGUGCCGGGUUGUUGAUACGAUGUGGGGCAAGGCCACGAUGGUUGUCUACUUGGCCGCGACACUUUUGGGGGUCGGAGUUGCUGUCCUGCGCCCUGCGGCGGAAGAUGUAUUGUUGAAGGAACGUUUCGGGCCCCAGUGGGAUGCGUGGGCACAGAAAGUGCGGUACAGAUUGAUACCAUACAUUUACUGA